GGAAGAUAUCCUUCUGAAUGUUGAAUCCACUUUCUUUCAGAUCUCUAUAGUCUCAUAAGUUUCUGUUUUAAUUUCUCAGAGACUUUUGAAAUGAACAUUGAUCCGAAAACCCCAGUUGCUGAUUUUCUUUUCUUGUUCCUUUCUGUUUUGCCUUGCUGUCUCUUUGGUCAUUGCUGUCUCUUUGGUCAUUGCUGCUAUGCAAUUGACAGAAUAGGCUCAGAACAAUCAAUAAGGGACAAUGGAGGAGAAACCCUGAUAUCUCAGCAUGAGAUUUUUGAAUUGGGGUUUUUCAGCCCACCAAAUUCUACGUUGAGAUAUGUGGGAAUAUGGUAUUAUAAGAUUGAGGUAAAACCAGUGGUGUGGGUAGCAAAUAGAGAUGCUCCAAUCUCUGGCAAAAAAGGGGUUUUGAGGAUUGGAAACGAUGGUAAUUUAGAGGUUUUAGAUGGUAAUAACAACAUAGUUUGGACUUCAAAUGCUUCAGUUCCAUCAAGCAACACAGCAGCAAUUCUCUUGCCAACAGGGAAUUUUGUUCUGUCAAGCAGUGGAAGCAUUGGUGAUACCGCAACGGCUUAUUGGCAAAGCUUUGAUCAUCCUACCGAUACGUAUCUCCCCGGAAUGAGAGUUCUGGUGAGUACUGUCAAAGGAGAGAAUCAUGUCCUUACUUCAUGGAAAUCUGCAGAUGAUCCUUCCUCGGGGGACUUCAGCAUCGGAGUUGAUCCUUUUGGAGCACCUCAGAUUGUGAUAUGGAAUCAAACAAGAAGGAUGUGGAGAAGUGGACAGUGGAAUGGAGUGGUAUUUACUGGUGUGGCCAAUCUGUCUUCUUUUGCUAGUUUUUUAUAUGGUUUCGGGCUUUCGGAGCCUGAGGCAAAUGGUAGCAGGUAUUUCACUUAUACCCCACCAAGUGGUUCUGAUUUGUUGAGGUUUCGAAUGGGAUGGGAUGGCAAGGAAGAGCAGUUAAGGUGGGAUGAUGGCCUAAAGAACUGGACUGUGGUGCAAUUAGAGCCUGUCAACGAUUGUGAUCUUUACAACUUUUGUGGGAAUUUUGGCGUCUGCGAUGUCACAAAAUCUCCCAAGUGUAGCUGCCCACAAGGGUUUCAACCAAAGUUUCAUGACCAAUGGAAUAGAGGGAAUUGGUCAGGUGGCUGCAAAAGGAGGACGGAGCUGCGGUGCAAGAGGAAUGCUAGUGAUGCAGGGGGCAACAGUGAACAAGAUGGAUUCAAAGAGUUUAGGAGCAUGAAGUUGCCAGAUUUUGCAAAUAGGGUGCCUCUGGGGGACUCAGAGACUUGCAGUGGAAACUGCCUGGCAAAUUGUUCAUGUAAUGCAUAUGCUCAGGAUGUUACCACGUUUGGAUGCCUGAUUUGGACAGAAGACUUGAUUGAUGUUCAAAUUUUGGACAAGGGUGAAAACUUGAUGCUCCGUCUUCCUUGCUCUGAAUUAGGUAGUGAUAAAAAGUUCUCCAACCUAGUGCUAGCUAUAAUUUCUGUAGCUGGGGUGUUCUUCUUGUGCAUAACCAUAUGGCUUCUACGGAGGUCAAAGAGGAAGCCGAAGAGUGAGAUUUACAACAGCAUGCCAAUUUUUUAUGAGGGCAACAGUAACGAAUUCUCAGCAGAUCUUUCAGGAUCAACCGAGCUUGUUGUAGAAGGGAGUCAAGUUAAUAGGCCAGAGUUACCAUUGUUCAACUUCAAAUGUGUGGCGGCUGCUACAAACAACUUCUCUGAAGAAAGUAAACUAGGGCAGGGGGGAUUUGGUCCUGUGCACAAGGGAGAGCUUCCUGGCGGUCAACAAAUAGCAGUAAAGAGGCUGGAGGUGGCAGGAAGAUCAGGCCAAGGUUUAGAGGAGUUUAAAAAUGAGAUUAUCUUGAUUGCUAAACUGCAACACAGAAAUCUUGUUAGACUAUUAGGAUGCUGCAUUCAAGGGGAAGAAAAGUUGCUGAUUUAUGAGUACAUGCCAAAUAAAAGUUUGGAUUGCUUUCUUUUUGAUCAAACCAAGCAAGCACUACUAGACUGGGGAAAACGCUUUGCAAUCAUUGAAGGCAUUGCAAGAGGACUGCUCUAUCUCCAUCGAGACUCAAGACUUAGAAUAAUUCAUAGGGACCUAAAGUCUAGCAACAUUUUGUUGGAUGAAGAAAUGAAUCCAAAGAUUUCAGAUUUUGGCAUGGCAAGAAUAUUUGGUUGUAACCAAUAUGAAGCAAAUACAGUCCGAGUAGUAGGCACAUACGGCUAUAUGUCCCCUGAAUAUGCAAUGGAAGGCCUAUUUUCAAUCAAAUCAGACGUGUAUGGCUUUGGUGUGAUACUACUAGAGAUUGUGAGUGGUCGGAAGAACACUAGCUUUCAUUUAUCUGAUUACACGCACACCAGCUUGAUUGGUUAUGCGUGGGAACUUUGGAAGGAAAAUAAGCCAAUGGAACUCGUUGAUCCCUCCAUUCGAGACACAUGUAAUCCUAGUGAAGUUCUGAAAUGCAUACAUGUUGGUAUGUUGUGUGUGCAGGAUUCUGCAGCACUCAGACCAAAAAUGGAAUAUGUAUUGCUAAUGCUUGAGAGUGAAGGCACUCCAACACUUCCAGUGCCUAGACAACCAAAAUAUAUUUGCAAGAAGACAUUGAAGGGCCCCAAGGAUACAGGCUUUUAUUUGGAUGGUCAAGAUAUUGUAUCCUCAAAUGAUGUCACUGUCACAACAGUAUCAGGAAGAUAGAUUGUUCUGUUUUUCACCUUCCAUCACCAUCAUGUACAUAACUUCAUAGCAAAUCGACCGUUUAUGCCUCCAUGAUCCCAGUUUUUUAUUCCUUCAUGUUUUGAAGUGUCAGAGUUGUUUCAUCAACUUAGUUGGACUUUGGAAUGAGUUCUGAUUGAUUUUUAUUACACUACAUCUGCAUGAUGGUUGAACUUGUUGUACUACAUUUUUCAGAGUAAAGGGGGAAUAUAGGGGAUUGGGAAAAUAUAAAGAAAAAAUAAAGUAAAAACUGAUUU
Molecule: messenger RNA, 2966 nt
Organism: Rubroshorea leprosula
Lineage: Eukaryota; Viridiplantae; Streptophyta; Magnoliopsida; Malvales; Dipterocarpaceae
Source: the annotation of a GenBank genome assembly